AGGGCUAAUGUUCGGCCCGUCAUAAGACUCCUCUCUUUGUCACGGGGUGGACUUCACCAUGUGUAUAAAGAGAAAAGCAUACAGUGGUGGACAUAGUAAUGACCAGGGCUGAUAAUGAGGGGAAAUAAACAAGAAUAAUUAAGAAUAAUACUCGCCAACAACAAGCCCAUACACCACCAUCUGAGGAUACAUCACAAGAAUGGCCCUUCUCGCCUCCUCCACCUGUCCACCAUCUACUACCAACCCCACAUCCCAGAAAAGAUCGAUCUGAUGGUACACCCAGAACCGACACCCUUGUCCCGCAUCAUUAAAUUCAUAAAGAUGCCGUUUCUCCUUCACGAGCAAAUCGACAAAAUCGCUGACCUUCAAACCUCCCCGGACAUCAAAGUUGUGCGACUUUAGUUGCUGUGCCUAAGCGGAGACCAUCCACGCGACUGACAAUGAGGAUUCUUUUAGAGCCGCCACGAUUAACCGUAGCAGGGAUGGUAUAGGAGGGUGUCAUGUCUAAGCGGAUGUAGCUGUUUCGCUGGUGGAGAGGUAGAUGCUCCAGUGGUUCCCUCCUUGGGGGAGGGGCUCGUGAGCGACAGCGGAGAGGGUUAAGAUGGGCAGGUUGAGGAUUGCCUUCUUUACUUUAGAGGGGAUGUAUUGGAUAGGGUUGAAUGGAUGCUGUUGGGUGUUCAUGUUGCUGUAUUGUGGUUUCUGGAGUAGGUUCUUUUUUUUUCGUUUUUUGGUGUUGAGCAGUAGAGUGGUAAUAUCGUACACUACAGUUAUGUGUGAAUCCCGGCGAAGGGUUCAUCGGAUCCGAAUAGUCAGGUGAAGAUAAUCUGGGCGUCUGUGAGGGAAGACUGGAAAACGACCUGUGGUACGGAGUAGAUCACAAGGCUGUCAUCUGCUCUUGCCGUCGCGUAAUAUUGAUUAGUC
Messenger RNA from Aspergillus caelatus, 921 nucleotides. RefSeq lists its product as uncharacterized. The coding region runs from base 602 to 817 and encodes 71 amino acids. NCBI's taxonomy places the organism in Eukaryota, Fungi, Ascomycota, Eurotiomycetes, Eurotiales, Aspergillaceae. The transcript has a single exon. The record is from RefSeq and is a predicted model, not a curated record.